Messenger RNA from Durusdinium trenchii, 1206 nucleotides. The record is from the annotation of a GenBank genome assembly. NCBI's taxonomy places the organism in Eukaryota, Dinophyceae, Suessiales, Symbiodiniaceae.
AUGGCUUCUUCAUCAGGAAGUUCAAAGCGAGUUUUGACCGGGGAUGGAAUGAAUGCCUAUGUCAGUCAGAGUGGGCUUUCUGAAAUCCUCAAAUCCAUCAAAAAACAUGGCCUUCCAGAGGCUAUCGAUAGACGGAUCAUCAAGCGAGCCAGGGAUUCAGAAAUCCCACCCUCUGUGUUUACCUCAAUUCAGGCUGAAAUGGAAAAAGGUCAACAGAAGACAUUUCCGGCAGUCAAUCCGGUGGAGUUGUUGAAGUACGUGUGUGGUCAACCGGGUGGCUUCAGUGAAUAUUUUUGGCAGAAACACACAGAGAUGCCCAGCACUCCCCACAAGCCCUGGCGCAUCUGUGUGUAUUGCGACGAGAUCGUUCCAGGGAACGUUUUGCGUCCACGAAACCAGAUGAGCAAAAGGGUUGGCCUCACCAUAGCAGACGAGGCUGCAUUAAAAUUGAUAUGGUCCUUCAAAGGUGCCAGCGGUCUCAAACCAUGCGUGUUUUGUGCCAAUGUGACCAUGGAUUCAUUGGAAGUUGCGCAACAUGACAUCUCUGGGAAGUUGGUGUCCCACACAGAGACAGAGCUCUCAAAGAUAGUGUUCCACGAUGAUGCCAGUUUGUUAGCCAUUGCUCAGUAUUUGGCAAGCAAACACAGCACCUUGGGAAAAGAUGCAUUCAAACUGGAAGAGAAAAGUUUGGGGUUGAACUAUGAACCCACCGGCGUCCAAGCCAAGCCUUUGAAUCACUUGACCAAGGCCUUGAACAAGGCCAGCAUCGAUAGUUCCUUGGUGCAGAGCAUUCCCUUCGCGCUCAAGAAGAAACCGGAGUCGCGAGUGGGUUUUGACCUGGUGAUCGUCGAGAAGUUGGAUGACGCCAUCAAGAACACCCUGGCGGACCUCACCACGAACAUCGAGAAGGAAGGCCCCGAGCGCCAGGCGCGCCUGGCGGCCGUGGAGGCCGCCACGAGCGCCGCCGAGGCGGCGAAGGCCGCGGCGGCCGCCGCGGCGGAGGCGCUGAAGGCCGCCAAGGACGGCCUCUCGGCCGCCACGGCCACGCUGGGCAGCGCCAAGAAGUCCUACGGAAGCUUCGAUGCGGAUCUCAAGGCCGCCAAGAAGACCUUUGAGAAGGCUGAGGCAGAUCUGAAAGCCUUUCAAGAAGGAGCGCUCGCAGACUUCAAGUACCUCAUGGAGUUGUCCGCCGAGGCUGGCCAGUGA